Molecule: messenger RNA, 6576 nt
Organism: Closterium sp. Naga37s-1
Lineage: Eukaryota; Viridiplantae; Streptophyta; Zygnematophyceae; Desmidiales; Closteriaceae
Source: the annotation of a GenBank genome assembly
AUGUUCCGGUUCGUAGGGAUAACGGGGCUGGUCAUACGCGGUAGUGGCAGCCUCGACGGCAACGGCGAGGGGUACUGGGAUACAAGCGCACACGACAGGCCGCACCUGCUGUCGCUGAUCAACUGCCGCGAGGUCAUUCUUGACGGCGUGGCGCUGCGCAACCCCCCCAUGUACCAUGUCUUCUCCUACGGCAUCGACUGGCUGUGGGUGAGGAGAUUAACCACCAACGCGCCUGACGAGUCGCCCAACACGGACAGUCUUAAACUCCUGGGCGUGCGCCACGCGCUCAUUGAGAAUUGCACCUUCCACGGAGGAGAUGAUGACGUGUCACUGGUGGCACGUGGCAGCCAGGCAGUGGCCAACGUGACGGUCCGGAAUCUCAUCGCCACGUCAGGGCACGGGAUUAGCAUUGGGAGUUUGGGAGCUGGGGGUGCGGUGGCGUGCGUGUCGGAUGUGAGCUUCAAAGAUCUGAUUCUAUCGGAUCUGUCGAAUGGGCUGAGGAUCAAGACGUGGCAGGGCGGCUUGGGAGUGGUGCGGAAUGUACAGUACGAGAAUGUAUACAUGACAAACAUAGAACGGGCGAUUACACUUGAUCAGUUCUACUGUGACGACAAUCAGGACUUCCCCUGCGAGCCAUCGCCCCACAACGUGGCGCUGGUGAACAUCUCGUACACGGAUGUCUACGGCACCGCCUCCAAGUAUGCAAUGGACAUGGAGUGUAGCGAUACGGUACCGUGCACUGGCAUCUCCCUCAGCAAUGUCAAGCUGGGGGGAACAGGCUCAAGCACCAAGGAGCCUGUGUUCAAGAACAUUCUGUCGAGCCAUGCUGUGGGAGACGUGGCUCCAUUACCAGAGGGCAGUCACAUCACGCCCGCGGGUGCGGCAUAUGCUCAAAGCGCCACGUCAGAAGAUGUUCCUCUCGAUAUAGUCGACCCCGCCGUAGACGGACCCGUUACUAACAAGCAGCUUGAAACUUCGCCCGACGGUGACUAUAGCAAGGGCUCGACCACCAAAGAGAGCGGCAGCAGCGGUGGUGGCGGAAGCACAACGGAAGAAGGAGGUGGCAGUGGCAGGAGCAGAGACGACGGCAUGUGGGACUGGAGUUUCACCGAUCCAAGCACGUCUGACGCAGAUAACGGCGGAAAAGGCGGAGCGAAUGGCGAGAAGAAUAACGCGACCGAUAGUCAAGGCCCGUCGGAUACCCAAGAAGUGCCUAGUGGGCAAGGAGGCUCAGGCGGCGACGGCGGCGAUGGCGGCGGCGAUGGAGGCGGUAAUUACGGGCUGCCCACGCAAAAAGAGCCUUUUGUGGAUCAUUCACCCGCCAAUCGCAGCUCGAACGCCGACUCUGGAGCUCCAGUCGUUGACCCACCUGCUACAGCCGACCCGCCCGCUACAGCCGACCCGCCUUCUACCGCCGAUGACCCGUCUGCUACAGGCGAUGACCCGCCUACUGAUGACGGUUCUACAAAUGACGGCUCUAAUUCCGCAGAUAACGACUCUGACUUUGCUGACCCUCCUGCUACAACUGAUGACCCGCCUGCGACAGAUAAAGAACCUUCGCCCAGCGAUGACGAUUUUACAAAUGACGGCUCGAAUCCCGCAGAUAACGACUCGAACCUUGCAGACCCUCCUACCAGCGACGAUAACGGAGAUGGCGCGCCGUUUGACCCGACUCAGGAGACGGCAGGAGGCGGCGGAAGGGAAAGCUCACCCUCUAAACCUACUAACGAAGGUGGUUAUGGCAAGCAGCCAAAAUCGAGUAGCGGGAACACCCCGAAGAAGCAACCGGCGAGCCAGAAGCCCAAUCCGAGCGGCGGCAGCGGGAACACUCCAAGGAAGCAAGCGGCUCCACAGGAACCCGGGUACGAGCAAGAUCCCCAACAGGACCCCGCUUACGAUGAUCCCCCCUCCGCGCCUUACGCACCUUCCGAACCCUCCGAUCCUUCCGAUCCUUCCGAUCCUUCCGAACCUCCGCCGCCAUAUACAAACCCUGAGUACGGCAGCAGCGGCGGGGGCGGCGGCGAGCAGGGGGGAGGCUAUCCGCGCAAUCCGAGCACCGCUGCGCCCGGUUAUCCUCCGCCGUCCUCCUCGGGGGAGGGGGAGGGGAAGGGGGGGGAUGACGAGGAGGAAGAGGAGAAGGAGUGCGAAGAGGAGAAGGAGUGCGAAGAGGUGGUGAUGGGUAACGCGUGCCCGCCAUCUACUCUCCCGGGUUAUAAUUACUCUGCCCAGCUUUACGACUCUAAGCUCAUUCUGCACUGGACCGUGGAAAACUGCACGGUACACAUGGCUCUUGAGGCGACGCAAGACAGCUACGCGGGGUCGGGCUGGCUCGGUAUAGGCUGGUCCGAUAACGGCGAGAUGGCCCCCGCGGAUGCGGUGAUUGGUAACACGCCGGGUGUAGCUGCGUACGAAAUGACUGGUUACCGGCGAACGCAGGUGUUCCCCACCAUGAAUUUCUCGCUCGGGUUUGACAAGACUGUUGAGGCGGCUCCGGAUUGCUCUACUAUCGUCAAGUUUUCUCGGGAGAACGGAACGGGGUCGCAGUCGAUAUUCCACAUUGAGGGGAAGAGCUGGGUGGUAUGGGCGCACUCGCGCAAUGCCAUGACCACGCUUUCCUACCACGGCGCCGCCAUGGGCAUUGCGAUUGUGGACUACUCAUGCCACUACCCUCCGCAGAUCAUCCACACUGAUUGCUCCGCGGCGCGCGAGAGGUUGCGUUUCACCGCAAGUUCUCCUGACUUGCGCUUCCACCCCCUCCUUUCCGUUUCCCCCAUCCUCUCCGCCUCUCCCCCCGUCCAUCCCCAACUUUUCCGCUUCCCCCACCUCCCACCUGUCCGCUUUCCCCACUUCCCCGCUUCCCUCCUCCCCCGCAGGUUCCUGUUCCACUGGCGCGAGCCCGGCGCGGGGGAAAUAUCGAUGAUGGCGCUUGAGGCGCGAGCCGGCUGGGGCGUCGCCAAGGGGUGGUUCUCCGUGGGAUGGUCCCGCGACGGGGAGAUGUUCCCGGCGGACGCGAUCGUGGGUAAUUUACCCGGCGGAAAUGCGCAAAUGUACAGCAUGCGCGGGGAGGAUGCGGCUCUCGUGGUGCCGAACGCGUCAAUCGCGCUGGGCGCGAAUUGGGGGAUGGUCACGCGACAGGACGGCACGAAGAUCAUCAAGUUUGCGCGGCGCGGGACCGACGGGCUGGCUCCGGUGAACAUGAACGGCCCCAACACGCUGAUCUGGGCGUACGCGGCCGAUGGGACGAGCGAGUUCGCAUUUCACGGGGAGAACGUCGGAACGGCAACAGCGGACAUGUCCUGCAGGCGCGCGGAGGCGGAAGACCCAACGGGCGGAGCUGUGCCCGCGCCAACCCCCAAGGCCUCCCCUGUCCCCCCCGAGGCCUCCCCAGUUUCCCCCGUGGCUCCGCUUCCGCCCAAGCUGGCCCCCGGCGCGGGCAUGGACGGCAGUGUCAAGAAAGAGUCAUCUACGGGAGGGUUGCCUGGGGUCGGCACUCCUAAACCCACUACUCCCGCGGUCGGCACUCCCGCGGUCGGCACUCCCGCGGUCGGCACUCCCGGGGUCGGGACUACCGUGGGCGGUGCUCCCGUGGGCGGCACACCCGCGGUCGGCACUCCCGGGGUCGGCACUCCCGGAGUCGGCACUCCUGGGGGCGGUACUCCCGAGGGCCGCAAACCCCAAGGUUGUCGCGAGUCCCCGAAGGCGGGUUACAAGUUCUUCGUCAAACUGAAAGCCCAUUACCUCCUCCUGCACUGGAACCCCCCUAAGCCGUCCGGAAACGUGCAGAUGGCUGUGGAGGCGUGGCCGGGUCCGGCAACCGCGGGGUGGUUCGCCGUGGGGUGGUCCGCGACGGGCGGAAUGGCGCACGCGGACGCGGUCGUGGGGAACCUGGUGGGUGGACUGGUGCGCGGAUACGCGCUCUCGGGGCGCUCCGCGGAUGCGGUGGUGGGGAGCCACGUGAUGAAGCUGGGGCAGAACAAGGCGCUGAUUGAAACCUCCGAGGGCAGCAAGCUCAUGGAGUUCACCCGCAACGCUACGGACGGCACGGUGCCGCUGAACCUGAGCGGGAAGAACAAGGUCAUCUGGGCCUUCUCAAACGACGGCGCCCACGCGCUGGGCUACCACGGGCCCAACAAGGGCACUGCCAUCAUGGACCUCUCGUGCGGUGCCGACCCUGUCGGCCCACCCUCAGCUGCUGGUCCGGCCGACCCUCUCGUGCCUCCUCUUACCAAGCCAGUUACCAAGCCAGUAACCAAGCCGAUUAUCAAGCCUCCUGUUGCCAAACCUGUUACCAAACCUGUUACCAAACCUGUUACCAAGCCUGUUACCAAGCCUGUUACCAAGCCGAUUAUCAAGCCACCUGUUGCCAAGCCUGUUAUCAAGCCUCCUGUUGCCAAACCUCCCCUCCCCAAAACCAACGUCACCAAGCCACCAGUUACCAAGCCUGUUGUCAAACCUCCUGUUGCCAAGCCAGUCACCAAACCUCCCGUGACCAAGCCUGUUACCAAGCCUCCAGUUACCAAGCCUCCGGUGGUCCCCGCCCCAGCAGGUUCGGCAGGAGGCUCGGCGUGCCAAGCCUCUACUCUUACUGGAUACUCGUACAUGGCACCUUUGACUGGCGCUGCAUUGGGCUGUAGCGUCCCCCACGCUCGUGCGGAUUAUGCUGCGCACAUCUCCCAUUCCCCCCAACUCUCGCACUCUCCUUCCCCCCUCUCCCUCAGGUUGGCGCUGCACUGGGCGGUGGCGUCCCCCACGCUCGUGCGCUUUGCCCUGGAGGCCAGGCCGGGGAGUGGCGCGGAGAAGGGGUGGGUGGCCGUGGGGUGGAGCGAGAAGGGCAAGAUGUUCCCCUCGGACGCCAUUAUUGGGAACACCGCAGGCGGUGCGAUUAGUGCUUACACCAUCACAGGCCGCUCCCUCGCUACAAUCUCGGCCACCUCCGCCUUUGCUAUCGGCGCCCCCAGUAUAGUCACACUCACGCCGUCGGCCAAUGGCGCGCCGGCAGGUGGCGGCACGUCAGUGGCCGAAGCUCCAGUGGCCAAUGGGAGCACGAUUCUACGGUUUGCCAGGACCACCAUUGACGGGCUAGCGCCGGUAACGCUGUUGGGUGGUAACUGCAUCAUCUGGGCUUUCUCGGCUGAUGAGACACAGACUCUCGCCGGCCAUGGGCCUCUUAACAGGGGCUCUGCUUUGGUCAACUUGGCCUGCGGUCCUGCCAACACCCACGGCUCCGCCCCUCUCCCUCCUGCUCUGGACGCCCCAGCAGUGCCACCGUCAGUUGCCGCCCAGCCGUCAGAACCAGGGGUGGCAGAGCCGUCAGAACCGUCUCUGGCACAACCGUCAAAACCAGCAGUGGCAGCACCGUCAGCACCAGCACCAGCAGCAGCAAAACCAGCGAAACGAGGAAAACCGGCAAAACCAGCAGUGGCAGCUGCCGAAGCAGCAAUGCUGGGAUGCUCCCCUUCGUCUCUGGCGAAUUACACUUGCUCCUUGAAGCUCAGUGGCGACAACUUCAUCCUGCACUGGAAGAAGCUCAGUUCCUCAUCUGUAGCCAUAGCAGCAGAGGCAGCCACAUCAGGUUUCCUCUCCCUGGGCUGGUCGCGUGGGGGCCGCAUGGCACCCUCCGAUGCCGCCAUCGGCAACCUGCCGUUUGGUGCCGUAGCCAACGGGGCGGCGGUGGGCGCGUUUUACAUCGGCGGGUACGAGGAGGACGCGGUGGUGCCUUCCGGUGACUUCAAGCUCGCAAACACGUUUGUGGAGAGCAAGAAUGGAAGAACAAUUAUGAGGUUUGAGCGCUCCACAACGGAUGGCACAGCGCCUAUCAACGCGGAGGGCAGCACCACAGUCAUCUGGUCCUUCUCUGAUCAGCCAUCUCUCAGCUUCCAUGGCGCCAACUGUGGAUCUGCCUCGGUCAAUUUCGUCAACACCACGGCCGCCCCUGUCAGCAGCAGCAGCACCAGCAACAGCAGCAAGAAGGCAGUGCUGUUGGCGCACGGCAUCAUGCUCGCUCUCGCCUAUGCGCUGCUCAUGCCGCUGGGGGUGCUCCUCGCUCGCCUCUUCCUCUACGACCGUCCCACUCUGCCCUCGGAGGAGGAGAGGGAAACUCGUACCAACAGAGGCCUCUGGUUCCUUUGCCACAAGUACAUUCAAAUCCUCGCUGUUCUCCUGGUGCUGGUAGCGGCUAUCAUGGUGUUUGUAGUCUCAGGUUCCCAGGGCCUGGAGUGGACACACGGCAAGCUGGGAGUGGUGGCUCUGGCUCUCACUCUCGUGCAGCCCUUCCUGGGCUUCUUCCGCCCCGACAAGGGCACGUCCCACCGCUCUGCGUGGCUGACGUUCCACUGGGCGAUGGGCAUAGCGGCUAUCGCCAUGGGAUGCGCCAAUGUGUUCCUCGGGAUUGACGUGUACGGGCAGCUCUAUGGCGGCAACCAGGAUUGGUGGUACCUCGUGACUGCAGUCGUAGCAGGCAUUCUCGGACUCGCAUAUUUUGGAUUCAUGAUUCGAGACACGGCACUGCAGUUCUCGGCCACUGCGUUCAAAUCACAAGUGGUUACCUCCGUGAGUAGGCAGCGACUGAUUGGGUAG